Daktulosphaira vitifoliae (grape phylloxera) is the source of this 1002-nucleotide messenger RNA. It is a transcript of the gene Snx3, whose product is annotated as sorting nexin-12. Gene Ontology annotation, cellular component: early endosome membrane; retromer complex. Lineage: Eukaryota; Metazoa; Arthropoda; Insecta; Hemiptera; Phylloxeridae. Gene Ontology annotation, molecular function: phosphatidylinositol-3-phosphate binding. Bases 304 to 792 code for a protein of 162 amino acids. The record is from RefSeq and is a predicted model, not a curated record. The transcript is spliced from 4 exons. Gene Ontology annotation, biological process: endocytic recycling; late endosome to Golgi transport.
UGGUUUAUCGCACCGCCUCAAUUGAUAUUGUGACGAUUCAUUUGACUAUUACGUUACAUGUUAAAUUAAUCGUCUUCCCCGUUCAAGUAUCAAAACAAGCUACUCGAUUGAUACUGUUAUGUUAAUUGUUUUUUCAUAGUUAAAACGAGAACCGAAUCAUCUAAUUAACGUGUCUAAAUCUACCGGUUAUUUUUACGUUUCAAGAAUAUUUUCAAGGAUAACAUCUUUUGUUUUUAAUAAAUAUCUAUAUUAUUCCUUAUAACAAUAUUUUUAUUGGAUCACUUCGACUAUUAACAAGAUAUAAUGGUAGAUACAGCAGAAGCAACUAGACGAUUAAAUGUUAAAAAACAAACGUUGGAUGAUGCUUAUGCAGCACCAGCUAAUUUUUUGGAAAUUGAUAUUCUCAACCCUAUCACACAUGGUGUUGCUAAAAAGCGUUACACUGAUUACGAAGUCCGUAUGAGAACCAAUUUACCUGUAUUCAAAGUUAAAGAAUCUAGUGUGCGUAGGAGAUACAGUGAUUUUGAAUGGUUACGCAAUGAACUUGAGAGAGAUAGCAAGAUUGUUGUUCCUCCAUUGCCAGGUAAAGCAUGGAAAAGACAAAUGCCAUUUAGAAAUGAUGAUGGUAUUUUUGAAGAAGAAUUUAUUGAAGAACGGCGAAAAGGUUUAGAAGUAUUUAUUAACAAAAUUGCAGGGCAUCCCCUGGCUCAAAAUGAAAGAUGUUUACAUAUAUUUUUACAAGAACCAGUCAUUGAUAAAAACUAUGUACCAGGAAAAAUAAGAAAUACUUAAUUUUUGUUCAAAACCAUACACUUUAUUAGAAUGUUGAUAUGUUCAAACAUUUCUCAAACAUUUGUGUUUAUUACUAGAAUACCCUUUAUAUCAAUAUCUUAUUGAAUGUUUUAAGUAAUUAAUUAUAAAAUUAUUAUUAUUAUUAUUAUUAUUAUUUUUUAUUAUAUUUUAUCAUUUUAAUUUAAAGUUUCAUUGAAUGCAUUUUUUUUA